AUGAAGCUAUCAGCGUUUACGCUUAUUUUACACAUCCAGAAUUACGACGGCCCCAUAUAUUUGCACGCGCCCAUAUCGUGCAAGGAGGACUCGUGCAAGACGUUGCACGUCUCGAAAGACCAAUGCCACCAGAGCUCCAAGUGCGAUACGGCAUGCUCGUGCGUCAGUAGAACGUCGCCUUUAUGCGUUCCAAUCAACACGGCCUCGGAGAGCUCUUGCGCCGCUGGUUCGUGUUACUUUGGGUACCCCUGCGACCCGUACCAGGCACAAAGUGACACCAAGAUUUACUACGCGCUGGAGAAGCAGUGGAACCCGACCUGUCCCAGCCUCCUGGACUGCACGCCUUUGGAGCACGCUACAAGAGACAGGAAUCAGCACUGUUGUAAAUGCGCAUGUCGCCGC
Molecule: messenger RNA, 402 nt
Organism: Iphiclides podalirius (scarce swallowtail)
Lineage: Eukaryota; Metazoa; Arthropoda; Insecta; Lepidoptera; Papilionidae
Source: the annotation of a GenBank genome assembly